UAAAAGAAGAAAUGAAAUUUGGAGCCUGAGAUUGCAGGAGCGAAAAGCAGGUGUAUGGGGGCCAAAAAAAGCCCCAAAGCCAUGCGACGAAACACGAGUCACUGAGCAGCAGCCUUGCAAGCAGGGAAGGGGGUAGAACUUCAUGUCCACCUGGAUGGAGCCAUUAGGCCAGAAACAAUCUUACACUUUGGCAAGAAAAGGGGCAUUCCUCUCCCUGGCAGCACCGUCGAUGACCUCCUGAAGUACGUCAGCUACAAAACGCCCGUGACGCUUACCCAGUUUCUAGAGAAAUUCAAUCACUACAUGCCUGCCAUCGCGGGGGACCGCGAGGCGGUGAGGAGGAUCGCCUACGAGCUGGUGGAGUCCAAGGCCAAGGAAGGCAUCAUCUACAUGGAGGUGAGGUACAGCCCUCACCUCCUGGCCAACUCCAAGGUGGAGCCGAUUCCCUGGGGCCAUCAGGAGGGAGACCUCACUCCAGAUGAAGUUGUUAGCCUCGUUAAUCAGGGACUACAGGAUGGAGAAAGGGAUUUCCGCAUCAAAGUCAGGUCUAUUCUAUGCUGCAUGCGCCAUAUGCCAAGCUGGUCUCCGGAGGUGGUGGAGCUCUGUAAGAAGUAUCGAAACAGCUCUGUGGUAGCCAUAGACUUGGCUGGGGAUGAGUCGCUGAAGGUGGAUGCUUCUUCUGAGCAUACAAAAGCUUAUGAGGAAGCUGAAAGAUGCGGCAUUCAUCGAACUGUCCAUGCUGGGGAGGCUGGACCAGCUGCUAUGAUCAAGGAGGCUGUUUACCUCCUGAAGGCUGAGCGCAUUGGCCAUGGCUACCAUGUCCUGGAAGACCCUGAGCUUUAUAAGGAACUGUUGAGAACAAAGAUGCAUUUUGAGGUUUGCCCUUGGUCCAGUUAUCUUACCGGAGCAUGUCUUCCAGACUUUAGGAAACACCCAGUAGCACAAUUUAGGAAGGAUCAAGCUAACUAUUCCAUAAGCACCGAUGACCCCCUCAUCUUUAACUCCACUAUUGACAAGGAUUACAGCAUAGCAAAGGAGUACAUGGGCUUUACUGAAGAGGAGUUCAAGAGAGUGAACAUCAAUGCAGCUCAGUCCAGCUUCUUACCUGAGAAAGAAAAGCAGGAACUUCUCAAUACACUCUAUGAAGCCUAUGGGAUGGUCCCCAGUACAUCUUGAUGCAGCUCUGCCAGCCAGCACGGAGAAGUGGCCAUUCUUGGUUGACUCAUCUCUGUGCUGUUGGGAGCACCUGGGUGCCCAGAGUCAGUCUCUAUUACUGGUACCCCUGUAUUAACCUUUAUGGCCCUAAGCAGAAUCGGGCUACUAUCAUCUAUCCCACCUAUCACCCCCUACAUACUAUGUCUCUCGCAAAUGGAUAUCCGGCUCCCUAUAUUGCUGUUGUGCAAGCAGACUAAAACUGCUUCCUGGCCUGACUUCCCUUCAUCUGCCAAUUUAUCUGUAGAGUAAAUGAGAACAGAAGAACCUUCCCUGCUUUUUUUUUUUUUUCCCCUCAUGCCCUGCUUUAAUUUUAAUGCCCCAUUGACCUGCCUAAGCCCUUGUCUGCAGUACAAAAAUAACCACCUUGUGACUGUGGCCAGGGUUAACCUUUACGUUUCUAGGGAAAAGGUGAGUUAACCCUGAAAGGGAGUAAGCAGGUGGCUCAGAAACAGAGGUUUAUUCCCAGGGAUGCAGAUAGGAAAGUUUGGCCACAGCUGUAUUUACCUAUGCUUAGUCUUGUACUAACAAGCCCGGAUCAAGAACAAGCUAGAAGCCGGCACACUUACCGAUAAGUAGGUCUGAAGGGCAUUUAAAAAAAUACUUUUUUUUUUUUUUCUUUUUUGGCAUCCUGCCUUGGAUAAGGAGCUCUGUGUAUCAGGCCUUACAGUGUCACUGCUACAGAGGCACAAACCUUGGGCUUAAGCCUCCAGCUAUGCUCACAGCAGCCCAUGAACAUGCUCACGCAUGCAUAGGACAUUGGAGCAUUCUUUUACCAUUUGGGGCCGAAAGCUGCGUUCUGGGACUUCCCCCAGUCCCGUACUCAGCCUGGAGAAUUCCUGAGAGCUGCAUCCUGCUCUCCCUGUACCUUUGUUUAGCACUUACAAACCUGAUUGAUGCCUCUUUAACCAUGCUACCCUCUUCCUGACUUGAGGUAAUCUUUAGGCACCAUUAAAACUGAAUGAGUAAAUUAAUGAGCUAGGGCCCAAUAUCAAAUACUGACUCAGUUCUCAUCUCAGUUGCUUCUGUCGUGUAACCGCAGCACUGACGAGAAAUCAGAUCUUCAGUGUGGUGAAGAAUUUAUCAAGAAAUAUUCACCAAAAUUCCUAAGUGAGUUUGGUGCAUUAUAGUGUUUUCAAUUAAUAUGUAACAGAGCCACGCCUCCAGAGAAAAGCCUGUAAUAUUUCUACUGUCAAAGACCUCCUCAACAUGUUUGAGGGGGGAAUGUAGGUGUGUGGUGUGCUUUAAUAUCCCAGGUGUCUGCAAAGAUGCAUACUCCAAAGAUACUACACCAAAAGUUGCCUUUGACAAAGGGCUGUGGUCACCAUUACCACAGAUGGUAUCUGAGACUGACUGCUCCAGUCUCAACCAGCAGUGAUCUGCAGCUGGGAAUACUGCCAUUGUUUUGGGGCUUCCAUAUUUGUCUUCUAAGUGAGUGAAAUACUCAUCUCUGAAAUACAUGGUGCAUAUAUAUACCUAUAUGUAUAUAUAGAUAUGAGAGAGUGAAUUUGUUACUUUUAUAAAGCAAAUGAUAAGUCAUCGCUUUUAAGAAUGUGGUUGCUGUUAGACCCAGGUUUUUUGGAUAAUUUUUCUCCAAAAGUUGUUUCUGAAGAACAGUUGUUUGUUUGGAUUCUGGAUAGAUGAUUGUUAAUCCUGUUUAAUAAAAUAACAUAUUUCUAUUAAAA
Messenger RNA from Dromaius novaehollandiae (emu), 2897 nucleotides. It is a transcript of the gene ADA, whose product is annotated as adenosine deaminase. The transcript has 11 exons. Gene Ontology annotation, biological process: purine ribonucleoside monophosphate biosynthetic process; adenosine catabolic process; negative regulation of adenosine receptor signaling pathway. NCBI's taxonomy places the organism in Eukaryota, Metazoa, Chordata, Aves, Casuariiformes, Dromaiidae. Gene Ontology annotation, cellular component: external side of plasma membrane; cytosol. Gene Ontology annotation, molecular function: adenosine deaminase activity. The coding region runs from base 304 to 1176 and encodes 290 amino acids. The record is from RefSeq and is a predicted model, not a curated record.